This is a messenger RNA of Tremella mesenterica DSM 1558, 3086 nucleotides long. RefSeq lists its product as uncharacterized. The annotation marks the transcript as partial. The record is from RefSeq and is a predicted model, not a curated record. NCBI's taxonomy places the organism in Eukaryota, Fungi, Basidiomycota, Tremellomycetes, Tremellales, Tremellaceae. The transcript has 8 exons.
GAUGCUCCUCAUGAUGCAAGCCAACCCUUCCCUCACACAGUCCACUACCGAUCGCGAUCGUGACCGGCUAUCUUCUAGCGACCUCGCCUCUCGAGUCGAUAAUCUUCGCCUCGAUGCACCGCCCAUAUCCUUCGUUUUUAUUCCUCCAGAUCCCCGACACGCAUAUCGAGAGUUGCUCGAAAGAUUACUCGACUUUGACCUCGAGGUGUUGAAGACUUUACCCGAAGAUGAGGAUGUUAGUCUGGGAGUCUUGACUCCGGAUCAUGUGGCGUUGCUGAGUGAAUGUGCGAUACGUUGGAGACUGCCUGCUAGUUUUCGAGUUUGGUCGUUUCUUGACGCUAUGGUAGAGCGGUGCGAGCAGGGGGCAGUGCCGGCGGCUUGUGUAUUGGAGGCGGGUGCUAUAGUGGAUAAAGUCCGGCUGGAUGCUCCAGAGGAUACUUGGGCUAUAUCAGAUCGCGAGGGAUGGCAGCAAGCGCUCGUCCGACGGAACAUCUGUCUUUACUCUGCAGCCCAAGUCGCUCUCGAGUACUCGGGUUACCAUUCACCUGACUUCAUGGAAGCCGUCACAGAUUACCUCGCACUCGAGUCUCGCGACAUCAGUCAUUCGGAGUUGCAGCGUUUAUCGGACAAAAUCAUAGAUGGCAUACGAAUGCAAGCGUACGAGAGUUAUGUGGCACAUGCAACCGAGAGGAUUGAGCAUUGCGGAGGUAAGACGAAGGAGUUUGCUCUUGCAAUGGCCGUCUGGAUAGAGAAGGAGGCGAAAAAGUUGAGUAAAAAAUUUGGGGAUAGUCUUAACGACAAAGUCGACAUCGUUCCUCUGGUCCUGCAACAACAUCUCCGUCUCUGGUUCCAAGACCUUGAAGAUGCUAUGGUAUCGAACCCCCACCAAUCUUCCACUUCCAAUCACGUCAACGAAGAUCUGAUGGAAGAAUCCUUCAUCGUAUAUCGGAAGGCACAAAAACUCAUAGAGAUGGCUGAAGCUUUCGCCGUCCCAGGCGAUCCUGCUCAUUAUCCCCUCGCACCUCUUUUCGAACUUACUAUCCGACAGUGGAUCGAUCAGACUGCACUCAAAACGCGCAUGUGGGCUGAUCAGGCAUUAUCAGUGGACACUUUUGAGCCGACAUCGGAGAACGGUCCUUCGUCCAGUGUUACAGAUUUGUUCGAGUCGUUCAGGAGCGCAGCGAGAUUUCUUAUGGAGCUCAAAUGGCCUGAUGAGAAGCAGUUGGCGAUGUUCGCCACUAGGUUGGCCAAGAUCUUCAGCUUGUCUAUAAAUGAUUAUUGCAACAAGAUGGAACAAUUGUUUGCUCGGGAUAUGUCACAAGGGGAGGUAGUGCAACCUGCUCAGACGGCCGCGAAACAGAAGGCUUGGAUCGAAAAAGCCAAAUCUACACUAGCAUCUUUACAAGGAGAACGGAAGAUACAACCAUUUUUCAACUUUACUCCUGCUUCUUGCGUCAAGCUGAACAACAUCGAAGCCGCUCGCCAACAACUCGACAUGUUAUAUGCCGACCUGCGUGUCGAUGAUCUCGCAGCAUAUGAUCUUUCUCCUCCCCUUCACCCCAAUCAACAAAUCUAUCUUUUCACAGUCAAAAUUGUCCUCGCUGAAGGAUUAUCAAUGGACGGUAGUACAAAAGCUCCAGACUCAUUCGUGAUCCUUUCGGACGAACAUGGGAAUCGAUACGCCAAGACACGCACGAUAUACGACGAUACGGAUCCGAGAUGGGAUGAGACUUUUGAUAUUCCUGUCCAAGGGACUGCGUGGUUCAUGGCCACGGUACGACACCGUGCCGCGGUUGGUAAACAUGAUCUACUCGGAAGGACGUAUUUGCGAUUGGACCCCAGUCAACAUCAAGAUCUGAUCACCAGCGAUGUACUACUUCCAUUAGAUACUCGGGGACAUGUAUUAUUGAGAGUGUCAAUGGAGGGAGAGAGGGAUGAUAUUCAAUUCCAUUUUGGUCGAGCUUUCAGAUGGCUCAAAAGGACUGAAUCGGAUAUGGUUCGAACCUUUGUAGACAAGAUGACUCCAGUCCUUCGUCAUGCUCUUUCUCGUCAAACUAUCAAGUCCGUCCUCAAACCACACACCUCCCUCACUCCAGCUUUACCGAGAGAUUAUAACGAAGCACUAGGUAAACUCUCUGCGGCAUAUCGAACAGCCUUAGCUUCCUCCUCACUCGUUCCGACCACCACAGACGGUCCUCUCAUCCCUCCAGUUGCUGAGAGAAAACGUCCCCCGACCGACGCCGAAACAGAAUCCGCCAUUCAUCCCUUAUUUGACUACUUGGACGCCAACAAUCACACUCUCGCUUCUACGUUGAGUAAAGAAGCCAUGCAAAUGGUGAUGGCCAAAUUAUGGAAACAGAUAUUGAUGACUAUUGAGAGUCUUAUCGUCCCUCCUCUCAGCGAUAAACCUUCGUCUAUGCGAGAACUGAGUGAUGGAGAAUUGGAUAUAGCACUCAAGUGGUUGACUUUCCUCAGAGAUUUCUUUUACGUCGGUGGGGAUGAGAGUGGGGUACCAUUGAGCGUUUUGCAAAAUCAGAAGUUUAAUGAAAUUAUGAGUGUUAGGAUGUUGUAUGAUCUAGGAACUGAUCAUUUGAUGGAGGAAUGCGUCAGAGGGUUUCAAUCAACUUUGAAAUCCCGUCAAACGAGGAGAGGAAAGAGUAUGAUUUCUCAGAGGAAUUUGGGUACCAUAAGAGCUCGUAAGACUGCAAAGAGACAAUUACCUCCAGCGGCGAAUAGUUCAGAAAUGAUCAUGCGGAUUUUACGGAUGCGCUCUGGAACACAAGAAUUCCUAGCUCAACAACUACAAACCAUGUCGGCUGUGAAACUGAUUGACCCGAAGAAGAAUCGAACGUUGACACGCGGUAGUCUGGGGCGAUGACUCUCUGACUCUCUCCGUGUUCGCGUCGGAUCAUGGAGCGGUCGAUCAUGGAAUCACGGAUCACACGCUAGAUUAGCCCGUUUGACGUCUCAUGGGUCUAGUGGCGCACAUGAAACAAGGGUUAGGGUAUCGUUUCCAAGCAGUGGGGGGAUCGUCUUAUCGUUAUAGUUACAGCGUUGUAGCAUUGCUGCAUUAUUCUUUGACUUUG